AUGCCACCGCUCGCGUUGCUGGCCGAGGAGCGGCAAAAAACGUUCAGUGGCAUCCUGAAAAGCGUCGCCCGGGACCAGUUGUCGAACAGGUGGCAGGCAACUUGGGACAGCUCGGGGAAAGGGAGAUGGACCUACCGGCUCAUGAGGGAGCUCAAACCGUGGUUGAGGAGGCAACACGGUGAAGUGUCGUACCACCUGAGCCAGGUGCUGACGGGUCAUGGUUUCUUCGGUGAGUAUCUGAAGCGGUUUGGUAAAACAGAUAACGAUAGGUGCGCGCUGUGUGGGGCGGCUCCGGACGGCGCGGAACACGCAGUAUUCCAGUGCGACGCGUUCCACCAAUGGCGCGUCGAAGCCUGCGUUUACUUGGACGUCGACCAGCUUGCGCCAGAAAACCUCACACAUAUAAUGUUGAGGUCAAACUCGGAUUGGCAGAGGGUGUCUGCGUUGAUNAAACUCGGAUUGGCAGAGGGUGUCUGCGUUGAUAGGGAGGAUCAUGGCGGCCAGGGAGCGGGAGGAAAGGUCAAGGCAGCAGGGACCCGGCUGUGCGCGGUGAAGGAACCGGAGUACGAGAGCGGCGGAAUGAGAUCGGCUCUUGAAAAAUGGUCAUGCACGAGAAUCCAAAGCGGCGGACUCAGGUCGGCUUGCGAAGACCCCCGAGAAAUCCAGAUAGAAGACGGUUAA
Myzus persicae (green peach aphid) is the source of this 681-nucleotide messenger RNA. RefSeq lists its product as uncharacterized. Lineage: Eukaryota; Metazoa; Arthropoda; Insecta; Hemiptera; Aphididae. The transcript has a single exon. The record is from RefSeq and is a predicted model, not a curated record. The coding region runs from base 1 to 681 and encodes 226 amino acids.